AUGAACGAUGAAUAUGGUCUUCUCUUCAAUAUUGUUCUCAUUGGUGAUUCAGGUGUCGGCAAAUCCAAUCUGAUCAGCCGUUUCAUCCGAGACGAGGUCAACUUGGACUCCAAAUCAACGAUCGGCCCAAGUUUGCAUCAAGAUCAAUUGAAGUGGGCAAUAAGACGAUCAAAGCUGGGAUACCUCCGGCCAAGAGCGAUGUCGAGCCAUACCUCCCACUUACUACCCCAGGCCUGUAGGAGCUCUUCCUGUCUGCGACAUGACCAAUCUCAGACCUAUGACAACGUCAGGAGAUGGCUGAAAGAGCUCCGGGAUCUUGGCGAUACCAGUAUUGUCAUCGUGCUGUUGGGAACAAGAGUGAUUUACGAAAUUUGCGAGCAGUCUCUACGGAAGAAGCAAAACAAUUCGCAAAACAACCUUUCAUUCGUCGAAACUUCGGCGAUCGAUGCUAGCAACGUUGACCUGGCUUUCCAGAGCAUCCUAACGGAAAUCUAUCGAACCGUCUCCAGCGAAGCAAUGUUGAAUGAGGGCGCAAAAGUCUUCACGGGAAGUGUAUUUCGGUUCCAAGUUGCGGGACAGGCCAAUGGAUUCGUUCUACAUGCGGACCUUCUGUCACGACAUUCCCUCGUCUUGCACACACUGAUGCAUCGUGGAAUGAGAGAAUCGCAAGAGAAUUGCAUGCAUCUCAACAACGUAGACGGCGAUACAUUUACAAGAUUCUCAGAGUUCAUCUAUGGGACUACGAUUGCGUUGCACCCUGCGUCGUGCUUGAUGACCCUGAGGUUGGACACCCUCGUGCGGAUGAUGUCGUUCCGAGAGAGAGCUACGAGAUCCCCAGAAACAAUUGCAGAGCCUGGUGCAUACUCUGGCUGGGCAUCCAAAAGAAAGCAUACUCAAGGAGGGAAGAGCCCGAUCUGGAAGCAACCUCCACCACUCACUCCCCUUUCCACAAACACCAGACUCUUGUUUCCCAAGAUAUUGGACACCAAAGUCAGAAAUGAUACGUUGAUGUACGACUAUACUGAGGCGUUUUGUCAUGUUGGACUCUAUGCCUUUGCUGAGCAAUACCGGGUCAAUGACCUGAAGAACUUGAUUUUGCAUAAGUUACGCAAGGCUUUAAUGCAUACUACUAGUACCUUUCAUCCUCUGCGGGACAGAGAAUUGGUCCAGCUAUUGGAGCUGACUUAUCAUAGUACGCCCGAACUGUCGGCCAGCGAAGAUCUGCUGCGGGCAUUAUUGACUCGUUAUGUGGCAUGGAACUUCGAGGCGUUAGCUCCGCUGAAAAUUUUCCAAUUCUUUCUUGACCAGGAUGACAAUGGUCAGUGA
Molecule: messenger RNA, 1326 nt
Organism: Exophiala oligosperma
Lineage: Eukaryota; Fungi; Ascomycota; Eurotiomycetes; Chaetothyriales; Herpotrichiellaceae
Exons: 5
Coding region: 1-1326 (441 amino acids)
Biological process (GO): exocytosis
Cellular component (GO): recycling endosome
Molecular function (GO): GTP binding; GTPase activity
Source: RefSeq, a predicted model, not a curated record